This is a messenger RNA of Aureobasidium vineae, 1245 nucleotides long. Lineage: Eukaryota; Fungi; Ascomycota; Dothideomycetes; Dothideales; Saccotheciaceae. The record is from the annotation of a GenBank genome assembly.
AUGGCUCCCUUGAACAAGCGCAUCAAGCUCGCACUGGAUCCUGCUCUCAUGCCUGCUCCUCGUCCUGCCUCCUUUGCAUAUGUUUCCUAUCUACUCGAGAAGCAUCCCUUGUUCUGCCCGGAGAUCGUCGCUCUUGUCUUCUCACACCUGCUCGACGACAAGUACACACUCGCCCAGGCCUCCGAGGUUUGUCGCACAUGGUGGCAGGAAGGUCACCACCACGUCUGGCGCAGUACGCAAAUCAAGGACCUGGUCUUCUUCGUCCAAAACGCCGAGCGUCGCAAGUACUACGCCAGCCUGGUCGAGGAGCUUGAAUUCGUCCCGGGAGAUACCAUUCCGGCUAGCGAAAGGUUGGAACAACAAUAUCUGCAAUUCUCGCGCCUUCAGUCUGUGGAGAUUGGCGAGUCGAACCUCGCAAGGGCACGCCCUAACAAUCUCAUGUCACCAUUCGUGCCUUCACUGCGAGAAUGGGGCUACGAGGACGGCGCGCUUCCGAGAGAGCACACCGCAGAGGCGGACCUUCGAGUCCUCCUCAACGCCCUACUUGCAGGCUGCCACACGCUCACCCAUCUCAAGUUCGAGACAGGCUGUAUCCUCCCCAACAACCAUUUGGUCAUCGACUUGCUGGACCGCGCAACCUCUCUCGAAAGCUUGUGGCUCGGCACCAUCACUGAGGAUCUGAUCGCCGAAUAUCCCNGCGACAGACGUCUUGGAAAGUGGCUCAACGAACCGCAUCUCACCUCUCUCAGUGUCCCACACGGGGUGGGAAUUUCAGAAAUCGACAUUGCGGUCUUCCUUGGCAGAAUGGGCAAGAGUUGGUCAAUUCCAUCCUUCCGCGGAUUUGCAAAAGUGUUCAUUCGCUCCGGAACUGCUGCGGCUCGCUUGUUAUCUCGCAUGCCAAUCUUGAACCUCCUCUGCCUCGGCCUCAACACUGUCUACGACGGUCUUGAUCAAGUCUUCGCGACUAUAACCACUCUCAAGAAUCUUGACAUUUUGGAAAUCGAGGUCGAUGAAGGUAGCGUGGAUUUUGACGGCGCUUGCCUGGUGCAGAUCUCUAAUCUGCAAAACCUCGAGAUCUUCGGUCUGGAAUUUCAGGAGCCUGGCACAAUCUCCAUUACCGGAUCACAGCUUGCAUACUUCCUAACCAACUUGCCCAAGCUCAAGAAGCUGUAUCUCUACCUAGGUAAGGUUGAGGUGGUCUGCUUGCCUGACGAGAAGACCGCUAUCGAAGCUGCUCUCCAAUAG